AUGAACGCUGCUCGUGAGUCCCUGGCCUCGGAGCCGUUCGAGCAAGAGCCUGCUCGGGCUCCCGAAUACACAGUCAUUGUUGGGCUGAGGUUCUCCUCCUUCCGGCACCUCCUGUUCUACGCCGCCUCGCUGGCUUCCUUGGGGAUCCUCCCGCUCGUGGCCAAGUUCAAUCCUCGGGUCUGGAGCUUCUGUCGGGCCCGGGUCGACUCUUUCCGAGAUGCCGAGUAUAUCCUGGUCCGUGGCCUGGACGGAAGCUGGAGCGAGCUCAAGGUGUGUCGGGCAAAAGCCGUAGAGAGCACCGGGGCGAGCCAUGCCCGUCGCCGCACCGGCGAAAUCACCUUGGCCUGGUUUGAGUAUCGUAAAGUGCGAUAUGUCUACUCGGAGGAGACACGAUCGUUCCAGCGCCACUCGAUGGUGCUUCAAGCAGCAUCGUCGGCAAUCCAUGCCAUGGCUGGCGGGCUCACCACCGCCCAGGUCCAGCACGCACAGCUCCGGAACGGGAAGAACAAGAUCGAAAUCGAGUCGCCUACCGUCCUGGAAAUGAUUGCCGACAAGAUCAUCCACCCGAUAUACCUCUUCCAGCUCGCAGCCAUGGUUAUAUGGAUCGUCGAGGAGUAUUAUACCUACAGUCUCCUCAUCUGGGUCAUGACGGUGUCCUCGAUCGCGUGGGAAAUCUAUGGCGCCAAGCGCAACGAACGCAACCUCAAGCGGCUCAUUGUGACCCAAACGCUCUGCCGGGCAUAUCGAGACGGCAAGGUCGUCGAAAUCAACUCGGAGGAGCUCGUCGUUGGCGAUGCUGUUGUGAUCGACAGGAACGACGGAUCGCCCAUCACCUGCGACAUGGCUCUGAUCCAGGGCGACUGCGUCGUGGACGAGUCCAAGCUCACGGGCGAGUCGAUUCCCGUCGAGAAGACGUGCCUGCCUGUCUUUGAUGAGGAGGGUGCCGUAUUCUACUCCUCGGACGUCUGCAAGAAGCACACGAUCUACAGUGGCUCGUCCAUCCUCUGCAACGAGACCAACGGAUGGUCGUCGCCGACAGACUGUGUCGGCAACGGAGAUGCGCUCACCAUUGGCAUCGUCGUUGCCACCGGUUUCGAGUCUAACAAGGGCGAGCUCUUCCGCAACAUCCUCUAUCCAGCCAAGGUGGACCUCAAGUUCAACCGGGAUGCCCUGCACUACAUGGGGCUGCUGGGAUUUGUAGCAGUCGUGAUCCUGAUCACACGCAUUGUUACCGGUGCGCUGACAGGCAAGACGUUUGUGCAGCUUCUCAUGAACUGCCUUGACAUCGUGACGAUUGCCAUCCCUCCGGCCCUGCCCCUGGUUCUGACCAUCGGCGUCGGCAUCUCAGUGGGCCGCCUCAAAGACCAAAAGAUAUUCUGCAUCAGUCCGCUGCGGGUGCUGUUUUCCGGCCGCAUCAACAUCAUGUGCUGGGACAAGACCGGAACGCUGACGAUCCCCUCGCUCGAGUGGGUCGGAUGCGACCCCGUGCGGGACUCGAGUGCCUUCGGGGGCGUCACUCGGAACGUCGACAUGUACGCUGAUCUCUUCCGAGUCAUGCUCACCUGCCAUUCGCUCGUCUAUCGAAACGAGGAGAUUGUGGGGUCAUCCAUCGACCGAGAGAUGUUUGGUGCCACCAAAGCAAAGCUCAAGUAUUGCCCUUCCAGCAUCAACAUCGGCAUCGGCAUCGGCAUCGAAAACGCGACCGUCCCGGCCAUCGCACAAAUUAUACCUGACGACCAGCCCGCGCAGGAUCUGUUCAUUCUCAAGCGAUACGACUUUCACGCAGACAUGCAACGCAGCGCUGUUGUGUUCUACGUCAAGGACAGCAACCAAAUCUAUCUCUCUGUCAAGGGCUCGCCGGAGGCCCUGCGGGGCAUCUGCGCUCCCAGCACGGUGCCCAAGCAGUACUAUUUAGUGCACCGACGGUUUGCCUCACAGGGGUUCUAUGUGAUUGCCUGCGCCAUCCGCAACGUCACAGAGAUUGUGAUGAAGCGUGGGCUGUCCCAGCUGAAUGGCCUGCAACGCAGUGUGCUCGAGCAGGACCUCCAGUUCACAGGCUUCUGUCUGUUCGACAACCGAGUCCGGGACGAGACUCCGGCCGUCAUUGGAACGCUGAACAAUGCCAAGAUCAAGUCGGUGAUCAUAACAGGAGACAACCCCCUGACAGCCAUCCAUGUCGCCCGCCAACUCGAGUUGACCAAGAAAGUGCUGCUCAUUGACCUGGACGAAAGCGGCGAGGCGACCUUCCACACGGUCGAGCAGAUCUCGAUGGACGACAUGGACGGACACGACCCGGCCACCCCAGUCCUCACCAACCCAGAGGACUAUCAAAAGUACCCGAUCGAGGAGCUGCCACAGAGAAUGACGGACGAGAUGAAGCUGUAUGACCUGACGAUGACCGGGCGAGCCCUCGAUCGCAUCAUCCAGGGCUGCCAAAGGUCGUUCAUAAAGUGGAUCAUCAACAGAACAAAGAUCUUUGCCCGCGCGACACCGACGCAGAAGGGGUGGAUCGUGUCCGAGUUGAUCAACCAAGGCAACUUUGUGGCAAUGUGCGGCGACGGCACGAACGACUGCGGCGCACUCAAGGCAGCGCAUGUGGGGCUCGCCCUGUCGGACUCGGAAGCCUCGGUGGUCUCGCCAUUCACGUCCGUGAAAAAGUCGAUCAGCGACAUGGUUCGCCUGCUGUGCGAGGGACAAUGCGCUCUGGAGACAUCGUUUUCAGCAUUCAAGUACAUGACACUCUACCCGAUUAUCCAAGUGACCAUGACGGCGUCGCUGCUGCAGCUCUCGUCGGCCCUCUCCAACAACGAAUUCCUCUUUGACGACGUCCUCGUCGUGCUCAUCCCCGCCGUUCUGAUGCUCUACACCGGCCCGAACACACACCUGACCUCCGAUCGUCCCACCGAGAACCUGCUGGGUCCCUUGGUGCUGUCGUCGCUGAUCGGGCAGAUUGCAAUCUGCACCGGGUUCUUCUUCAUCAACCUCAAGCUGCUCCAGAACCAGCCGUGGUACUGUUCGGCCGAACGGGCAGUCUUCAAUCUCGACCGAAACUGGCUGCCGAUCAAUCCGCUGCUGCCGUCGUAUCUCUGCUAUCCCAUCAGCCCCGUCGACGACACCUCGCAAGGCAAUCUCCUGCGGACCUACGAAAACACAGGUGUCUGGCUCUUCAGCCACUUCCAGUACAUCUUUGUGAUCGUCGCCUUCACAGCCAGCUCGCGGUACCGGCGGCCGCUGUGGACCAACAUCGGGUACUUUCUCUACCUGAUCUUCAUCGUCUGCUUCCUCACGGCCAUGCUGGUGGUCAGCGACAGCGACAUUGAUUCGCUCAGCAACGGAACGUACUACUGGCGACUCUUUCCGAUGCGCAAGGGCGUAUCACAGGACUAUCGCUUCGGGGCCUGGAUCCUGGCAACGGGCCAGUUUGCGCUCUCGGUGGGCUGGGAGAUCCUGGGCGUCCAGAUCUGGAUCAAGCACUGGGUGCAGAUCCGCGAGGGCGUCGCCCAACUGAAGAAAGAGGCCAAGAUCGACUAUGGCGUUGGAUACGGCGAGAGCAUCAAGGCAGCACCGGUCUACAUCCGCUCGCAGGUCAGCGCCAAGCCGAAUGCCUCUGGAUACCAGAUUCUCCAGGACAGCCUGGCGGAUAGAUGGCGCGGCGACAAUCUUGUAUAGCGCGCACGCACGGGGACAGUACCGCAUUGUGCAGAUGCAGCAUUGGGCAAAUUGUGGAAAGGGGGCGUCUGUUUGUCCGAAGUGUGUUGACAGGGGCAACACCUGCGACAUCAGGGUCAUGGCGAAAAUGUGUAUGCGAAUAUACCGAAUUGCUCGCAAGACAGCACCGAUCAACGCUCGCACAUGCACAUCCGUGCGCCCACCCAUCCAUCCAUCCAUCCAUCCGCCGGAGGGUCAAACAGUACGGGGAUCGAGACGCGAGGAAAGG
Messenger RNA from Polychytrium aggregatum, 3937 nucleotides. RefSeq lists its product as uncharacterized. The record is from RefSeq and is a predicted model, not a curated record. The coding region runs from base 1 to 3669 and encodes 1222 amino acids. Gene Ontology annotation, biological process: intracellular calcium ion homeostasis. The transcript is spliced from 8 exons. Gene Ontology annotation, cellular component: membrane. Gene Ontology annotation, molecular function: P-type transmembrane transporter activity; ATP binding; ATP hydrolysis activity. Lineage: Eukaryota; Fungi; Chytridiomycota; Chytridiomycetes; Polychytriales.